Molecule: messenger RNA, 4184 nt
Organism: Acanthopagrus latus (yellowfin seabream)
Lineage: Eukaryota; Metazoa; Chordata; Actinopteri; Spariformes; Sparidae
Gene: il12rb2
Product: interleukin 12 receptor, beta 2a
Exons: 16
Coding region: 236-2674 (812 amino acids)
Molecular function (GO): protein binding
Source: RefSeq, a predicted model, not a curated record
CUCCAGUCACCUCACAGCAGAGCGGCAGUGAGCCGACACUGCUCAGACACACACACACACACACACACACUGAUCCACAUGAACAUGUUCGGGAGGAAACCUGACGACGGAUAAGAGGUUCCGACAGCCUCACAGGACAGUGAGAGGCUGACGCGAUGCUGGGAUGAGACGUGUUGGGUGAACUAGCAGCUUAAGAGACAUAUAAGAAGGCAGUUACUGAUGACUCAUAGUGACAAUGUCUCAGACACGGUCCAUCCUCACUGUUGUCACUGUGCUGCUGCUGGCCGUGCAGCUCUGCAGAGGUGACACAUCCUGCACCAUCUCGUCCAGCGCCGGAUCCAUGGUGCAGCGAGGCUCCAGUUUUAACGUGUCCUGCACCUUCAACUGCGUGUGCAAGGGAUCCAUGUCCAGCAACCAUCCGCCCACACCACAGAAGCACAUCAAGUUUAAUGAUACAACUAUAUAUUACAAUGUGGUAGACAUAAGCCAGAACCGAACGUUCAGCUGCCAUUGUACCUGUUCUGCGGCACUGGACCCCUGCGGACUGGACAUCUCAGCUGGAUACCCACCGGAUCGGCCUACAAACAUUUCAUGCAUCUACAAGGUCAAAAGUAAGAUAAGUGGCGUCGUGAUCUGCACUUGGAACCGAGGACGAGACACUUUUCUGUGGACUACUUCAGAGCUGUGGGUGAGAACUGGAUCUGGGAACCACACAGUCAAGCCAGUGACCUACAAUGUCACCAGUAAUGGAAGUGAUUCAUCGUCAGCUAGUUUAACUGUUUCCAGCUCUGUUGAGGUCAUCGCUGUGUGGGUCAAAGUGCGAAAUGGCCUGGGCUCUGCAGUGUCCGUCACCCAAAACUACACACUCAGUGACAUCGCGAUGCCAUCGACCCCUGAGCUUGGCCGUCCCGACUGCUCUUCCCGAGAGUGCAGCAUCCGCGUGAAGCAGUCUGUGAAGACUCAACAUCUGGAGAUCCAGUACGGAGCAGAAGCACAAGCGUGGACAUCUCAUCCAAACUCAAGCUCUGCUCAGGUCCAGACCAUCUCCUCUCUGGAGCCCUACAGGUUGUACUACUUCAGAGCCAGAUCCAAAUUCAGCAGCGGCCUGUGGAGUCAGUGGAGCUCCAACAUUAGCAGCUGGACUCAAGAGGAGGCGCCUGCCAAAGUGCUGGACGUGUGGUACGCCGAGCCGGCCUCUGACUUCGAAUCCCUGACAGUUUAUUGGAAGGAGGUGGACAUUUCCAUCGCCAGGGGGAAUAUCAUAGGCUACAGGGUCAGCGUUCACAGCCAGAACUCUGGAUUCAUCUUCAGCGCUGACGUUAAUGCAGAUGCCAGGAGUUACACGGUCCAGUUCUGCGCCGACUGUGAGGUCACGGUGUCGGCUCGCAACUCCAAGGGGAUGUCCCCUCCUGCCAGAAUCACAAACCAAAACAGAAACGUCAACCCCCUGAAGGUAGAGCACAACGCUGCAGGUAACCACAGUGUCGCCAUCUCCUGGAGGAACCGUGGAACUGCACAUGCAGCCUAUGUGGUGGAGUGGUACCCUCAGGGCCAUAAGAUGGAGGAGCUCCGAUGGGUCAGGCUGAGCAGGGCCGACCACCAGGCAGUUAUCACAGGUAUUCAGCCGUAUGAGUGCUACGAGGGAGCCGUGUCCGUCGUCUAUCAUGACAACUCAGUGAGCAGGAGCCCAUUUACAGGUGUCACCAUUUUGGAAUCAGCUCCGACAGCUGGGCCAUCAGUCGACGGAAAGGUUGAGGGAAAUAAAGUGACAGUGACCUGGAAAAAGAUUCCCAGAGGUCAGCGCGGGGGCUGCAUCACCCACUACACCAUCUAUCUAGAGGGCGACAGCCGAGACCUACGUACCUACGAUGUAAAAGCUUCGGAGAGGACACAUGUCGUCAAGGAUCUGCCUGGAACUGUCUACAAACUGUGGAUGACAGCUUCGACAGCUAAAGGUGAAGGCCAUGCAGGUCAAAAGGUCUACGUCCAGAUUGUCGGUGUUGCAGAGGACGUACAGCUGUCCCUGAUACUGGUGUGUGCAGGCGUGGUCGUCAUCGGGCUGUUGCUGGUGUGCCUGUACCAGACUAAAGCAGUAAAGCAGAGGGUCUGGGUGCUUUUUCAGUGCCUCAAGCUGGAUGAUGUGCCAGAUCCUGCAAACAGCAAAUGGGCUAAAGAGUGUACCCAGGAAAAGGGCAAGAUCAAGCUCCAGCUGCAGCCGAGUAACUCCACCAUCACCGAGGAGGAAGAAGAGCCCAUCCUGGUGGAUGUUGAGGAGCUGCCCAAGCAGAGCACGGACACCCACCGGCCCACAGACGUCUCCUCGCAGCUCCCUCCUCUGGCCAUCCUGAGCCCGUCGACGGAGCCGGCCUCGCUGCUCUACCCUCUGACCACUUACCUCAAGAGCUUCUCCCACGACUCCGACAGCUCCGACCACACGCAGACCUCUCUGGACACGAGCACGACCGUUGACUACAUCUCGUCACACGGGCAGGAAAAUAUAGACGAGGAGGAGGACGAAGAGGAGCCGUUCGAAGACAUGCUGGGUUUUUUCCCGACUCACAGCAUCGUCAUCGAUCAGCUGGCGUUUGGAGGGAAGUUGACUCUGGACGCUGUCAAAAUCGGCGGCAGUGAUUUUUUUUCAGGACAGCCAUUUUUAGAGGAAGAACACUACUAAACCAAAGGACACGAUGACUGGAGGUGGUGAGUGGAUUUUCUGUUUCACUUUUUUUUUGUUGGGUCACGCAUCUCACUGAGGUGUCCAUGAACUACCUCCUCCCUCACUGAAACCAGAACUGUAACAGACACAGCUCUCCCUCUGAAGUCCCCCAGAGCUGGAACACAAGACAGUAGGAAAAAAUUUUGCUUUUGUUUUCAUUUCAUGCAUUAUAUUUAUAUAUAUAUUUUUUGGUCUUCAGAGCAGCAUGGACACACUGAGACCAUGAACAAAAUGAUCAGAGUGAAGGCUGCGGGACAGAGCAUAUGAGAUGUACUCACCUCUGACGGUUUGAAUAAGGCAGAUGUUGACAGGUCCUUUCUCACAGCACACAUUUUGAAUGGUCACAGCAGGAAAAAACACAGGUGGCACUAACAACAUGUGUCAAGUGUCCCAGAGGGUUAUGACAGUGAGGCAGCAUGCACAAUCCAAGGACCCUGGAACUGAACUGGCUUCCCCCUGACUGAUACAUGUCAAAACGUCUCCUGCAAACGCAUCCUCUAUUCCUGCCUGGCAUUGUGGACCAUGCUGCAUGAUGACUGUGCCUUUACGCUACCUCAAUCUUGGCUCAUCUACAGCAGGACAAAAAUAAACGUCUCUCAGAUUUAUGAAUCUGAGCAGUAUUUCUAUUUCUUCUGUUUGAAAUAUGUGUUUCAAUUACUUCUUCAUAUUUGAUUUGCAUUUUCAAAAAUAUGAAAAAAAAAAAUGUCAUUUCUAACACGAUCCCUGAAAAUGGAGCAUUUUUGCAUUUUGUAAAUGUUCUUUUCCAGGAUUCAUAAAACAUAAACAGUCGGGUAGAUGGCCCGAGCAUGUAUGAAACCCGAGAAGGCUUUUCAUCGGAAAUGAAGGGUUUUGAUUUGAAAUGGAUACAGGAAGUGGCCUCAUUCAGCCCACUUUUUCUGACUAAUGGUGUUUCUCAGAACGCUUCUACAUACUAUACAAGAACUUUUGACAGUUUUGUGUGGAUACAGUUUCAUCCUACUUCAUCUUCUUCUUCUAGGAUUCAAACCCUCAACAGAGCCUUGUGUACAUGAUACAAAUCUUAAUGUUUUGUACAAAUUCAGAAUGCCUAAUCUAACAGAUUAUGUGUUUUCCUGUAAUUUUUAAUUUUAUUUUGAUGCACUUACUCGAGGAGUAUUGUAGUUACUUUCGUAUUUUCCCAUCUCGCGGGCAGGUAAUAUUAAGGACUUAUCAUUAUUUUGCUGAAGAUGGGAAUUAUGAUCAAUCAGUUGCAACUCUGUAGAUGUUUUAAAUGUACUGAAAUAAGACUACAGCCAUGCUAGCAGCUAUGUGAGUUUGUACCUAAGCGCAAAGGUGCUUUGAGCUAAACGCUAACAAUGGCUUGCUAUCACACCACAAUGAAAAAUGCUAACAUGCUAAUGUUUGCAGGUAUAAUAUUUAAGGUGCACUAUGGGUAGUGCAGUUUUGGAGUUUUCACAGCAGAAUAAACUGUCAUCAAAUGACAAGACGA